GAGCAGGCGGCCCGGCCGCGGCAGACGGAAGCAGCGGAGCGGCCCCGUGGCCCCGGGACGCCGGGAUGGGAGACUCCAAAGUCAAAGUGGCCGUGCGGGUCCGGCCCAUGAACCGCCGAGAAUUCGAUCUGCAAACAAAGUGCGUGGUGGACGUAGAUGCCAACCGAGUGAUCCUUCACCCCGUCAACACAAAUCUCACCAAAGGAGAUGCCCGGGGCCAGCCCAAGGUGUUUGCUUACGAUCACUGUUUCUGGUCGAUGGACGAAAAUGUCCAAGAAAAAUAUGCAGGCCAAGAUGUGGUUUUCCAGUGCCUCGGAGAGCCCGUCCUGCAGAACGCAUUCGAAGGCUACAACGCCUGCAUCUUCGCCUAUGGCCAGACCGGAUCCGGAAAGUCCUACACCAUGAUGGGCACAGCUGACCAACCUGGCCUAAUCCCAAAGCUCUGCAGUGGGCUCUUUGAACGAGCACAAAAGGAGGAGAACCAGGAGCAGAGUUUCAAAGUGGAAGUGUCCUACAUGGAAAUCUACAAUGAAAAAGUCAGGGACCUCCUCGACCCCAAAGGAAGCCGCCAGACACUAAAAGUCAGAGAGCACAAUGUCCUGGGGCCUUACGUGGACGGGCUGUCCAAGCUGGCCGUCACAAGCUACAAGGACAUCGAGUCCCUAAUGUCCGAGGGGAACAAAUCACGGACGGUGGCCGCAACCAACAUGAACGAAGAAAGCAGUCGAUCCCACGCUGUCUUCAAAAUCAUCCUGACGCAUACGCUGUACGAUGUCCAGUCUGGGACAUCCGGGGAGAAGGUGGGCAAGCUGAGCCUGGUGGACCUGGCGGGCAGCGAGAGAGCCACCAAGACAGGCGCGGCCGGGGACCGGCUCAAGGAAGGAAGCAACAUUAACAAGUCCCUCACCACCCUGGGCCUGGUCAUCUCUGCCCUCGCAGAACAGGGCGUCGGCAAGAACCGGAACAAAUUCGUGCCGUACCGUGAUUCGGUUCUCACCUGGCUGCUUAAGGACAGCCUCGGCGGGAACAGCAAGACGGCCAUGGUGGCCACGGUCAGCCCGGCGGCCGACAACUACGACGAGAGCCUUUCCACACUGCGCUACGCGGACCGGGCCAAGAACAUCGUCAACCACGCCGUGGUCAACGAAGACCCCAACGCACGCAUCAUCCGCGAUCUUCGCGAAGAAGUGGACAAGCUCCGAGAGCAGCUGACCAAAGCCGAGGCCAUGAAGUCUCCGGAGCUGAAGGACCGCCUGGAAGAGUCCGAGAAACUCAUCCAGGAGAUGACCGUGACCUGGGAGGAGAAGUUAAGGAAGACGGAGGAAAUCGCUCAGGAGCGGCAGAAGCAGCUGGAGAGCCUGGGCAUCUCCCUUCAGUCUUCCGGAAUCAAAGUCGGCGACGACAAGUGCUUCCUGGUCAACCUCAAUGCCGACCCCGCUCUCAAUGAGCUCCUCGUGUACUACCUCAAGGAGCACACGCUGAUCGGGUCGGCCGACUCCCAGGACAUCCAGCUGUGCGGGAUGGGCAUCCACCCGGAGCACUGUGUCAUCGACAUCACCCCCGAGGGCCACGUCGUGCUCACCCCCCAGAGGAGCACGCGAACCUUUGUCAAUGGCUCCGCCGUCUCCAGCCCUACCCAGCUGCACCACGGAGACCGGAUACUGUGGGGAAACAACCAUUUCUUCAGGCUCAAUUUGCCCAAGAAGAAAAAGAAAGCGGAGAAAGAGCAGGGGGAGGAAGAAGGGGAGCGCGAGAACUCCAUCAGGAGCGGCAGCGACCAGGCCGACGCCGAUGGGGACUCCUCCUCCAGCGAGGUGUCCAGCGAAAGUCACUUCAACUUCGAGUACGCGCAGCUGGAGGUUACCAUGAAGGCCCUGGGCACCAACGACCCUACGCAGUCGAUCCUGCACAGCCUGGCGCAGCAGCACGAGGAGGAGAAGCGCUCGGCCCUGGAGCGGCAGCGCCUCAUGUACGAGCGCGAGCUGGACCAGCUGCGCCGCCGCCUGUCCCCGGAGAAGCAGCAGCCGCUGCAGGCCCACCACCACCACCACCGCAGCCCCGACAGGUUCUCCUUGCACUCGCCCAACGCGCAGAUGCGCUCCAGGCAGUGGACGGAAGAGAGGGAGGCGACGCUGACCCACAGCCUGAGGAAGCUGAGGGAGCAGAUCGUCAAGGCCAACCUGCUGGUCAGGGAGGCCGGCUUCAUCGCCGAGGAGCUGGACAGGCGGACCGAGUACAAGGUCACCCUGCAGAUCCCCGCCUCCAGCCUCGACGCCAACAGGAAGCGAGGGGCGGUCCUCAGCGAGCCGGCCAUCCAGGUCCGGAGGAAGGGGAAAGGCAAGCAGAUCUGGGCCCUGGAGAAACUGGACAACAGGCUGCUGGACAUGAGGGACCUGUACCAGGAGUGGAAGGAGUUUGACGAUGACAAUCCGGGGCUGAGCCGGUCGUACCUGACGCGGGCCGACCCGUUCUACGACGAGCAGGAGAACCACAGCCUCAUCGGCGUGGCCAACGUCUUCCUGGAGUCCCUGUUCUACGAUGUCAAGCUGCAGUACGCCGUCCCCAUCGUCAACCAGAAAGGAGAGGUGGCCGGUCGGCUGCACGUGGAGGUGGUGCGGGUCAGCGGGGCCAUCCGAGAGAGGAUGGCCGGCGGCGACGACGGCGAGGAGGCGGCGUCCGAAGCCAAGCUCGUGUGCAUGGUGAAGAUCCUCCAGGCCACGGGCCUGCCCCAGCACCUGUCCAACUUUGUGUUCUGCAAAUACAGCUUCUGGGACCAGGCGGACCCCGUGAGGGUGGCCCCCGAGGUGGACACCUCGUCCUCCCCCACCAGCAAGGAGCCCCAGUGCAUGGUGGUCUUUGACCACUGCCACGAGUUUUCCGCCAACAUUUCGGAGGACUUUAUCGAGUACCUGUCGGAGGGGGCCCUGGCCAUCGAAGUUUUUGGCCACAAGGUGACCGACCCCCGGAGGAACCCCGCCCUGUGGGACCUGGGAAUCAUCCAGGCAAAAACACGGAGCCUCCGCGACAGGUGGAGUGAAGUGACCAGGAAAGUGGAGUUCUGGGUUCAGAUCCUGGAACAGAACGAGAACGGGGAGUAUGUCCCCGUCGAGGUGCUCCCCGCAAAGGACGUGCAGACAGGCGGCAUCUUCCAGCUGCGGCAGGGGCAGUCUCGGCGGGUCCAGGUGGAGGUGAAGUCGGUGCAGGAGUCCGGGACCCUGCCCCUGAUGGAGGAGGCCAUCCUGGGCGUGGGAAUCGGCUGCGUCCAGAUCAAGCCCGUCAGGACCCUCAGAGCACAAGAGGGUUUCCAGGAGGAACGGGAGGACAUGGACAGCUACCAGGACCGGGACCUAGAGAGGCUGCGCAGGAAGUGGCUCAACACGUUGACCAAGCGCCAGGAGUACCUGGAUCAGCAGCUCCAGAAGCUCGUCAGCAAGGCGGAUAAGACGGAAGACGACGCCGACCGCGAGGCUCAGCUCCUGGAGAUGAGGCUGACUCUGACCGAGGAGAGAAACGCAGUUUUGGUCCCCUCUGCGGGCAGCGGCAUCCCGGGCUCCCCGGCUGAAUGGACUCCCGGGCCGGGGAUGGAGACGCACAUCCCUGUCAUAUUUCUUGACCUCAACGCCGAUGACUUCAGCUCCCAAGAUAACCUGGACGAGCCCGAACCGGGAGGCUGGGACGCCACCCUGAGCGGGGAACAGGAGGAGGAGUUCUUCGAGCUGCAGAUCGUGAAGCAGUACGAAGGAGAGGCCAAAGCCGAGUCCUCCUGGGACUCGGGGGUCCACAACUGCCCGCAGCUCAGCAAGGGAGUUGCUGCGGACGAGCGAGCUUUCCUGAUCGUCAGGGUGACGGUGCAGCUCAGCCACCCGGCCGACAUGCAGCUGGUCCUCCGCAAGCGCAUCUGUGUGAACGUCCAGGGCCGCCAGGGUUUCGCCCAGAGCCUCCUAAAAAAGAUGUCCCCUCGAAGCCCCAUCCCUGGCUGUGGUGUCACCGUGGAGAUUGUCUCCAAUAUCCCGGAGGAUGCCCAGGGCGCGGAGGAGCGUGAGGCCCUCGCCCGGAUGGCUGCCAACGUGGAAGACGCGGCGGACGCCGAGGCCUACAUCGAGAAGUACCUGAGGAGCAUGCUGGCGGUGGAGAACCUCCUCACCCUGGACCGUCUGCGCCAGGAAGUGGCGGUGAAGGAGCAGCUGACGGGGAAAGGGAAGCUGCACCGGAGGAGCGUCAGCUCUCCCAGCGUGAACCGACUGUCCGGAAGCCGGCAAGAUCUAACUCCGCGGUUCAGCCUGGGCAGUAACAAGGGUCGGUGGGAGAGUCAGCAGGACGUGUCCCAGACUGCCCUGUCCAGGGGGCUGACCUCAGUCCGCUCCUCGCCUUCUGGCUCCCCGCAGCUCAGUCAAUCUCAAGGCCCAGGCCCAGAUGGCAAGGAAGGCAGAAAGGCGUUCUCCUCUCCGAGCCCGGUCAAGUCCUCCACGCCUAACAUGCCCAAGCUGCUCAAGUCCCUGUUUCCGGCCCGAGACGACAGGAAGGGCCGACAGACAUCCCCUCUGGCCCAGCAGCUUGGUCCUCGAGUCCCAGCGCAGCUCGUCGCCAUGGAGACUGGCGCUGUGAAGGCCGGAGUCAUGGAGGCUGGUGCCGCGGAGGCUGGCAACCCGCAGGCUCCCUGGGACAAGGUCCGGACCACGGAGCCCCCGGGGCCGGCCGCGGGGAUGGACCAGCCCUACAGGACGGCCGCCCAGCAGCCCGGUGCGGCCGACGUCCAGACGCGGGACCCUCAGGAGGGGCCCCCCAGCCCGCUGAGCGAGGCCUCCAGCGGCUACUUCUCCCACAGCGUGUCCACGGCCACGUUAUCCGACGUGCUGGCGGCCGGUGCCGAUCCGGCCGGCCUGGGGGGCCCCUCGCCCGGCACCCCGCCCACCCCCCUCUCCCAAGGGGCCCCGGAGGCCGGCGGCCUGUCGUUCCCGGGAGAGAGGCCGGCCCCCGGGGGCCGGAAAGCGACCCCGGCCUUUCCCGGCCAGCACGGCGAUGCCCACGUCUCCGCGGGGGGAAAGCCCGAGGCUCCCACCGAAGACCCGAACCACGGCUCUCUGGCCAUGGAACCCGAGAGGGGCCGCUCCCCCCGCCCCGCCCCGCCGGCCGGGGGGCGUCCGGGCAGGCCCGACGCCCCCACCGAGCCGCUCUCCGGGCCGGAGCCGGCCCCCGGCCCCCAGCGCCAGCCCCCCGCCUCCCCGUUCCAGAUCCAGAAAGUGAGGACGUCGGAGCUGAUGUCUUUCUCCGGCAUGCUGGGUGGGGACCCCGGCCGCUCCUCGGGCGAGAACGGAGACGGGGAGAGGAGUCGGCUGGCGGCGGGAGAGCAUCCGGAUGCGGCGUCGGACUCGGAGGAGACGGACGAGGUCCCCGACUGGCUCAAGGUGGGAGAGACCGUCACCGUCGGCUCCUCCAAGACGGGCGCCAAGGUGGGCGUCGUGCGCUACGUCGGCCCCACAGACUUCCAGGAGGGCACCUGGGUCGGCGUGGAACUGGACCAGCCAUCGGGCCGCAACGAUGGCUCCGUGGGCGGGAAGCAGUACUUCAAGUGCAGCCCCGGCUACGGGCUCCUGGUGAAGCCGGGCCGCAUCCGGAGGGCCACGGGGCCCGUGCGGCGGCGCAGCUCUGGGCUGAGGCUUCAAGGGGCGCUGCCCGAGCAGCGCAGGAGCGGCCACCUCUCCGGCUCGGCCUCCAACCUGGCCUCGCUCACGGCCCUGGCCAAGGCCGAGGGGGGCUCGGGUCCGCGGGCCGAGCGGAGCCACAGACCGGCAGAGAACCGCAAAUCCUGGACCAGCUAGCCCAGGCCCCGGCCCGGCCCGGCCCAAGGUGGCACGGUGCGGCCCCGGCCCGCCCCGGCCUCCAAGUCGGGAUCCCCACCCUCUCCCCCCACCGCCGUCACCUCCGCUCCGAGUCGCGCGGCCGCCCGGGCUCCCCGGGCCCGGGGCAGCGGCCCUCCCAGGGGGAACGUCGAGGGGUCGCCUCGCGGGGGCCGCCGCAGCCACCCCAGCCCCCGGGUGAGGAUCACAAGGCUGCAGUACGGGGACGCCGUCCCCCGCCCCCGAGAAGAGGCUGGGGUCCCCGCUUUCCCACCACUGAUUUUCAGUGAUGUUUUAGGUCUCUCUUCCCCUUCUGCCCCACCCUCUCCCCGGCCCACUGCGGGGGGUUGCCGACGCCGGCUGUCGCCCACAUCCCCGGGCGCCCCCUGAGGCGGGCCGCCCCUCCCUGGGCCCCCCCUUUUUAAGAGCAGCAGCCACGGGAGCUGCUUCCCUUCGCCCCACCUCCCCCCGCCCAGUGAGGGUGUGGUUGUAUUUAUUUUUAUUUAUUGUCGAGAAUCCCGGAGAAUCGGCGAACCGCAAUCGCGGGCAGCCGCCCCGGAGCCGGGCUGGCCUGGGGGCGGGGGGCGGGGGGUAGGCCUCGGGGAGGGGGCUCUGUGCGGCCCACUCCCGCCGGGGCUUUCUCCGACGCGGUAAGGGAGAGACUCCGGCUGCCGGCCCAUCCCGGCAUCCCCUGGGAGAGCUGAAGGUGAAGGUGCGCGGGGUGGGAUGCGGAGGGCUCGCCAGAGUCUGUGAACCCCGGACCGAACUCCCCCCACCGCCCCACUCCCGCCCAGCCCCUUCCCCUGACCCACGGGCCCCCGAGCCAAGGGGGAGAGUCGGCGGAGACUGCUGGAUCCUCUCCUCACCGCGGGCCGGGAGGAGGCCCGGGGUCGCCUCACCCCUCCCUCGGCCUCGGUGCGGGAGCCCCGCGCCCCUCUGCGGGCCGGUUAGCUUGAGGCCGGGUCGGGGUCGGGUGCCACGGGUCUCUCCGCCUCCGCAGGGCGCGGCGGGUGAUGCGGGGAGAUGGGGCAGGUGCGUAGUCUCCCUAGUACCGAAGGCGAGCGAUGAAACCCGGAGGCGGCCCUGGCCCCCGCGCGGCCCCGUGAGCCGCGACCAGCCCAGGCCCUGCAGACCCAUCAGGGGCGGGUGCCCCCCCCCCCGGUGAAGGCUUUGAGGCGGACCGCAGCGCAGUGAACGGUAACCCCUCCCCACGCACCCACCCCGCCCCCUUCACCACCCGAACGGGUCAGCCCUCACAGGGCUGGCCUCACCGACCCGGGCCGCUGCCGCCGGUGCCCGUGCGUGCCUGCCUGCCGCACCCGGCGCCCCCGCGGCCCUACCGUGGGGGCCGGCCUUCCCAGCCCCUUCCUCACCCCUCCCCGUGCACUUUAGCUGCCGGAACCCGGGGGCAGGCGUGUCAGGUGGCCGGGACGGGGCGCGGCCGGCCUUCGGACCCCAGGUGCCUGUCUGCCCCCGGCCCGGCCCCCACCCCGCGUUCCUCUGGACGACCGCCCCCGGGGCCCAAGGGAUGUGGCGUCUGCCCUGGGGGUGGGGGGCGGGAAGGAGGGAGAGUGGGUGUAGACCCUAGGCAAAUGUAGG
Ornithorhynchus anatinus (platypus) is the source of this 7436-nucleotide messenger RNA. It is a transcript of the gene KIF13B, whose product is annotated as kinesin family member 13B. Gene Ontology annotation, biological process: regulation of protein localization; microtubule-based movement. Gene Ontology annotation, cellular component: adherens junction. The transcript has 40 exons. NCBI's taxonomy places the organism in Eukaryota, Metazoa, Chordata, Mammalia, Monotremata, Ornithorhynchidae. The record is from RefSeq and is a predicted model, not a curated record. The coding region runs from base 66 to 5819 and encodes 1917 amino acids. Gene Ontology annotation, molecular function: cell adhesion molecule binding; microtubule binding; microtubule motor activity.